Messenger RNA from Chanos chanos (milkfish), 1866 nucleotides. It is a transcript of the gene ccdc149a, whose product is annotated as coiled-coil domain containing 149a. Bases 10 to 1866 code for a protein of 618 amino acids. The record is from RefSeq and is a predicted model, not a curated record. The transcript has 13 exons. Lineage: Eukaryota; Metazoa; Chordata; Actinopteri; Gonorynchiformes; Chanidae.
CAGGUAAAAAUGAAUUCAUCAAGAAGAAGUGAAAGCGACUGGCAAGGUUUGGUGAGCGAGUUCCUGGUGUGCAAGCGGAAGUUGGAGAGCAAAAAAGAGGCUCUUCUGAUCUUGUCCAAAGAGCUGGACACUUGUCAGCAGGAAAGAGAUCAAUACAAGCUGAUGGCUAACCAACUACGUGAAAGACAUCAGAGCCUGAAGAAGAAAUACAGGGAACUUAUUGAUGGCGACCCUACGUUGCCACCAGAAAAGCGCAACCAGGUUAAUCUUGCUCAGAUGUUGAGGGACUCCCGAGAGAGGAGUAAGCAAUUAGCUGAGGAAGUCAAGGAGCUCAAUCAGAGACUUACUGAAGCCCAAGGAGACAACAAGCUACUGAGGAUGACUAUAACCAAACAGAGACUCGGAGAUGACGAAGUUGGUGUGCGGCAUUUUCCCGCCCAUGAACGAGAGGACCUGGUGAGGCAACUGGAGAAAGCAGGGCUGCAGAGAGAGGAACUGGAGCUCAAUGUGAAGACCUUGUCUGACGAGCUGCAGGACGUCAAGGCCGAGAGGACGGUUUUCCGGGAGAAAGCGGAGCGUCUUAACUUGGAGCUCAACCACAUCUUGGGCGGCCAAGAAAAACGCAUCAUCGACGUGGAUGCUCUCUGCAUGGAAAACAAGUACUUGCAUGAACGCCUAAAGCAAGCUCAAGAGGAAGUCAGUCUGCUGAAAGCUAACAUAAUGAAAUACAAGACUGCCCUCGAGCGGAGAAAAAACUCUGAAAUAAGCGGCAAAUCUAACAGCAGCGCUCUUACAGGUGUCCUCUCGGCCAAACAAGUGCAGGAUCUGUUGUCAGAGGAUAAUGGUUGCAGCUUGCCAGCCACCCCUCAGUCCAUUUCAGACCUGAAGUCUCUGGCCACAGCCCUGUUGGAGACUAUUCAUGAGAAAAAUAUUAUCAUACAGCACCAGCGCCAGACCAACAGAAUUCUGGGAAACCGAGUAGCUGAACUAGAGAAGAAACUGAAGACACUGGAAGUAUCUGGUUUGUGGAGCCUACCAGGUCUUACAUACAACGUUUCCCUGGGAUUGGGGACAGGAGGUCGGGACGCCAUUAAUUUGAGUGAGAGCCAGCGACCCACUCCUCCCUCUUUGCUUAGCCUUCCGCUGAAACCUGAAUCCACCGAAAGGUCCGUCACGCAGCCCCCCACAGAUGACAGGACAGGAAGUGGAGGGCCGUCGUCUUGGGAAGGGGGCACAGCUGGCGAUGACGGCUUCGCUAAAGUGUGGCACGGCUCCCGCCCCCGUCCAGAUGGUGGCAGCGAGGAGGACGGAAUAGCUGUCAUCUCUGACAAGGAGAUUGACACGCGCGGGACAGAGACGGAGAGACAGGCCGAGGAGCAGGUAGACGGCGGGAUACGAGCGAACCCCAUCUUAGAGGUGAAUUCCGUCUUGGACUUGAACCGUACGGCGGAGAGAGGCGGGCCAAUUGCUGAACCGAUAGUAGAAGAAGGAGAGGUUUUAGACAGAGAAGAGGAGGAGAGCACGCUAACAGUGGAGGAGGGGGAAGACGCCGCAGUGACCCUGGCUUCACCUAUCUCCGAUAACUCGGACUACAGCACUUUUACACAUACACAACAACAUACACAGCUUGAGUCGGCCCAAACUAUGCCGGACUGCAAUCCACACGAUGAAAACGGCCGUCACAUUUUGGAAGACUUGACUAGUCUGGACACCAGCAUAGACGAAAUUUUAGAAGAAACCUCAACAGCUUCCGUACCUAGAUCUGGGGACCUUUUUCAAGCGAAUAGUCGCCCCUUUAUACAGAGUUGGGAGCUAGACUGUCAGUCAGGACAAAGCGACAGCUGUCACAGUGAAAGUUUGGCUUAG